Messenger RNA from Hydra vulgaris (swiftwater hydra), 1543 nucleotides. Its product is annotated as DCN1-like protein 1. Lineage: Eukaryota; Metazoa; Cnidaria; Hydrozoa; Anthoathecata; Hydridae. Gene Ontology annotation, biological process: protein neddylation. The record is from RefSeq and is a predicted model, not a curated record. Gene Ontology annotation, cellular component: ubiquitin ligase complex. Gene Ontology annotation, molecular function: ubiquitin conjugating enzyme binding; cullin family protein binding; ubiquitin-like protein binding.
UGUAUAAUGUUUUAUUUGAAAGUUUAAUGCUAUAAGUUUCCGUUUUAUUUUUCAUUUUAUAUUUUCGUUAAUAGUUCCGUUUAAACGUUGACAUUAGCUUUUAUUUGUACACAUUUAAUUACAAAUCGUCAAUACAUCUAGUUAUUGAAUUUCAAUCAUCUACGUCAACUUUUAUUCAGAACGUUUUUAUGCAUUAAAAUUUAAUGUUUAAAAUGAAUAAACUAAAAUCUGCUCAAAAGGAAAAAGUUCGCCAGUUUAUCUCAUUUACAAAUACAGGCGAGAAAACAGCUAUAUUUUGUUUAAGUUCACAUGAUUGGCGCAUGGAUAUUGCUACAGAUAGUUAUUUUCAACAUCCAGAGAGAUACCACAAAGAAACAAAGCCUGUUGUGGAGAAGAAAAAAGUCAACACUUUAUUUGAAAAAUAUAAAGACCAUAAUGAAGAUAAAAUGCUUGUUGAUGGUUUAACUCGCUUCUGUGAUGAUUUGAAACUAGAUCCAGUUUCUUUUGAAGUCCUUUUGAUUUGCUGGAAGUUUAAAGCUUCAGUUCAAGGUGAAUUUUCAAGAAAAGAGUUUGUUGAUGGGAUGUGCGAAUUAGGUUGUGAUAGCAUUGAUGGACUUCGAAAAGCUUUACCUGUUAUAGAAUCUGAAUUAAAAGAUCAUACAAAGUUCAAAGAGCUUUAUCAAUUUACAUUUAACUUUGGAAAAAAUGUUGGACAAAAAUGUUUAGAUCUUGAAAUUGCUAUUGCUUAUUGGAAUAUUGUUUUCAAAGGACGAUUUAAAUUUUUAGAUAUGUGGGUGCAGUUUUUAACAGAAAACCAAAAACAUUCUAUACCUAAAGAUACAUGGAAUUUAUUAUUGGAUUUUUCAUUAAUGAUUAAUGACGAUAUGUCAAAUUAUGAUGAGGAAGGUGCAUGGCCAGUAUUAAUUGACGAUUUUGUUUCUUGGGCACGCAUACAAUUUAAGAAUGUGAGUUGUUCAAAAUAAAGCCAAAGAUAUUCCUUAUAAACUUGUUGUUCUUGCAGUUUACUGUUUUAAUGCCAUGGUUUGCAAUAUAUGCUUAAGAGGUCUGGCUGUUGCAAGUUGCUGAAUCAUUUUUUAUAAGUGCAAGUUUAGAGUUGUUGCAUUUUUACUACUGUUUCAUCUGAAGAUCAUAACAGUCAUAUAUAUAUAUAUAUAUAUAUAUAUAUAUAUAUAUAUAUAUAUAUAUAUAUAUAUAUAUAUAUAUAUAUAUAUAUAUAUAUAUAUAUAUAUAUAUAUAUAUCCACACACAUACAUACACAAACAAACAUACAUGAAUGCAUACUAGAAUCUAUAUAUUGUAAUACUUUUAUGCAACGCCCAAUUAAAUUCCAAGCGAUGAGAACAAGAUAGCAAAUUGGAUUUUCUAAAUAAUAACUAAUCAUGUAAAAAGAAUAUAUAUUUAUAUUGAAAAUAAAAUGUUAUAUUUCAACAACUUUAAAAGUUUUUGUAUUUUUUAUUGUCAUUGUUUAUUAUUUUUUGAUAGAAUCAUCUCAAUGUACAUACAUAAGAUGUUAAUGUUCAUU